UGCCGGUGCACCUGGGCGCACCUGUAUUCGUGUGGUCGGUUACUGUAGGCCUAAACGCUGACAGAUUGAACGCUUUAGCCUAGUCUACUUUAUCCCACUUUUUAAACAAGUUUAUGUUAGGGUAGGGUCGGCUACUGCGUUUUUAGAUCGGUAUUUGGUUAAGAAACACUUUCACAAUUUAUGGAAUCUAUCUCCACAUGAGAACGAGAACCAGGCUAUGCGCGUCAUCUGUAGAAUGGAUGGUGGUUAAAUCUGUCACUGCAGACGGAUGGUUUGAAUAAGGAAAAGGAGAGAAAAACGAAAGUUGUUCCAGACCGCAUCCCUCUGCAACAAUGGAAAUAGAUGGUAUGGUUGCAAACAGCGCACUCCUCCGUGCCAGGGAAGGUGGAGGAGGAAAAGGCAGGAGUCGGAAAUGGAAAAAGAUGCUGCGCUUCCCUCACAUCAGCCAGUGUAUGGAGCUGGGCAACACCAUCGCGAGAGACUACUCCAGUCUGUGUGUGAAGCAGCCUAUUGGCAGACAACUAUUCUGUCUCUUCUGUCAGAGCAAACCUGAGCUACGGCACUGCAACUCCCUACUGGACAAAAUGGGGGAGUAUGAGGUGCAAUCAGAUGAAGAUAGGAAGAGUUUUGGAAUGCAAAUCAUUAACAGGUUCCUCAGUAGACAGUCAUCUGAGUGUGUACAGGUUGUGGAGAGCUAUGGUAAGAGGUGCAGAGAGAGUCUGGAGGUGUGGCACGGUAGAGACAUCUUCAUUGACUGCACAGAUGACCUCCAUGAGUACCUGAGCGGUGACCCCUUCCUUCAGUACCUGCAGAGCAUGUACUUUGAGCGUUUUCUGCAGUGGAAGAUGGUAGAGAGACAGCCCGUUACCAAACACACCUUCAGACAGUACAGGAUGCUGGGCAAGGGAGGCUUCGGGGAGGUGUGGGCAUGCCAGGUGCGAGCCUCUGGGAAGAUGUAUGCGUGUAAGAAGCUGGAGAAGACUCACAUGAAGAAGAGGAGAGGAGAGGCCAUGGCCCUCAACGAGAAACAGAUACUGGAAAAGCUCAACAGCAGAUUUGUGGUGAGUCUGGCAUAUGCGUAUGAGACCAAACAAUCUCUUUGUCUGGUGCUAAGCAUAAUGAACGGAGGAGACCUGCGGUUCCACAUCUAUAACAUUGGUCCUCCAGGCCUGGAGCCGGCCAGGGUCCAGUUCUACGCUGCUGAGGUCUGCUGUGGUCUCCACCACCUCCACCAGAGGAACAUUGUCUACAGGGAUCUAAAACCGGAGAACAUACUUCUGGAUGACAAUGGGCACAUCCGUAUCUCAGACCUGGGCCUGGCGGUGAAGCUAUCUGAAGGGAAUCUGGUACGAGGCAGGGUGGGGACCCUGGGGUACAUGGCUCCAGAGGUGAUUGGCCAUGAGUACUACGGGAUAAGCCCUGAUUGGUGGGGCCUGGGCUGCCUUGUGUACGAGAUGACGGCCGGACGAUCCCCGUUCAAGAGACAAGGAGAGCAAUUGACGGAAAAGGAGAUGGAGAGAAGGAUACAGGAGACGGAAGAGAAGUACAGGAAGACAUUUAGCAGCGAGACAGAAGACUUCUGCCGCUCUCUGUUGACCAAAGACCCGAGACAGAGGUUGGGGUGUCGAAGGUGUGGGGUGGAAGGGGUCAAGUCCCAUCCCUUCUUCAGCACCGUCAACUUCAGGAGGCUGGAGGCCGGAGUCAUUGAGCCACCCUUCAAACCAAAUCCCAGGGCGGUGUACUGCAAGGAUGUUCAGGACAUUGAUGAGUUCUCCACAGUAAAAGGAGUCAUUUUGGAGAGGACAGACGACGACUUCUACACUAAGUUUAACACAGGCUGCGUGGCCAUACCCUGGCAGACAGAGAUGAUAGAGAUGGGUUGUUUCAAGGAGCUGAAUGUGUUUGGCCCUCAGGGUUCUAGACCCCCUGACCUGGACUGGGACCAGAAUCCUGCCCCACAGAAACCUAAACGUAGCCUGCUGGACCGCAUCUUCCACAAGACACACACCCGUUGAUGGAUGGGCUUCCUCUGCAACUUUUGUUGUAAAUGAGAAUAUAGAGUAGAGUAAAAUGAAUAUAUAUUAAUGAUUUGUUGGUGUUGAUGAUCAACCAGUUAGUACGGUAGGCCUUUUUUUUUUUUAAACCUUUAUUUAACUAGGCAAGUCAGUUAAGAACAAAUUCUUAUUUUCAAUGAUGGCCUAGGAACAGUGGGUUAACUGCCUUGUUCAGGGGCAGAACGACAGAUUUGUACCUUGUCACCUCGGGGAUUUGAACUUGCAACCUUUCGGUUACUAGCCCAACGCUCUAACCACUAAGCUACCCUGCCGCUUUCUGCAAAUCAACAACCCAAACACAGCCAAAGAAGAACAAGAAUCUGUGGCAAUAUUUUGUCACUUUCUCUCCGGCAUUUACAGAACGGCAUUCACAGAACGCACACUUUUAAGAUGAAGGGAUAAGACGGCUUUAUAUAAGAGAUGUCUUAAAGAUGUCUCUGUCACACACUCGGGCCAUACUGUCUAUCAUUCACCAGCACAGGCCAAAGGGACCAUCCCCAUUCUAUCAUACUGAGGAGACGCGGUCUUAUUCCUGUAAAACACUCAUUUAGAAUGAGAACAAUCAAAGGGAACCCUAAGACAGUGUUUUGAUUUUGUACCUACCUGUGUUUUGUAUGUAACCUCAGAAUAAAGAGCCUGAAAACAAA
Molecule: messenger RNA, 2701 nt
Organism: Salmo salar (Atlantic salmon)
Lineage: Eukaryota; Metazoa; Chordata; Actinopteri; Salmoniformes; Salmonidae
Product: G protein-coupled receptor kinase 5
Biological process (GO): regulation of signal transduction; protein phosphorylation; signal transduction
Cellular component (GO): cytoplasm
Molecular function (GO): ATP binding; G protein-coupled receptor kinase activity
Source: RefSeq, a predicted model, not a curated record